Molecule: messenger RNA, 846 nt
Organism: Clonostachys solani
Lineage: Eukaryota; Fungi; Ascomycota; Sordariomycetes; Hypocreales; Bionectriaceae
Source: the annotation of a GenBank genome assembly
AUGUCUCCAGACGUAUCUACGGGGCUCGGGCCUAUCAUUGAAAGUCUUGUUUGUCUCAAGAGGCUUAACUACGAACCUUGGCAAGGAGUUAUGGACACCAACGUCCCUGGGAGUGACAUAAGGGAUCAAGAGCAUGCUCAUCUACUCCUCGACGCAUUCGAGUCCCGUAGCAGCACACUGAAGCAACGGCACAAGAGGAGUCAAGGGUUCGUUUUGACGGGCUCCGACAGCACCACACAGUGGGAUGCUGAUGUGACGAAUCCGUCGGCGUCUGCCCUUUGUCACAUUGACCUUCCCCCUUCCAAGGGAGUCGUGCUCGCCUACCGCGGAUGUCGCUACAACUGCAGUGGCGCCCCUGAUUCAGAGCUCAUCAACAUCGCCGUUGCCGAGGAAUUCAGGGGCCCAUAUGUCAAGCUACAGGAGGCGCCCAUCUUCACAGAGGCCAACGAUGACCCAUUCAUUUGGCGAGACAAGGGCGGCCACUACCACAUGCUCCUUCAUUCUCUGGAGCUGGGAGGCGGUUUCGGCGAGGGCCCCAAAGUGGGAAGACAUGCGUUUGCAAGGUACUUUUGGGGACCAUGGACAUUUAACGAACGCACACUCGCAUUCUCCACCGAAGUCGAUUGGACGGACGGUACUUCUACCGACUUUUUCCGCCGAGAGAGACCCUACCUGCUCUUCUCUGAUGACGGUCUCAUGACACCGCAGUACCUGAUUACAGCUGUGAAGAAAUAUGGGACUAACAAAGGAUAUUCUAUCGUGUCGCCUCUCAAAGGCGAGCAUACAGUGACCGCCAAGAAACACAAAUUUGCGAAGAAGGAAGAAGAACAUGUGAGGGAACUUUGA